This is a messenger RNA of Heterostelium album PN500, 1941 nucleotides long. RefSeq lists its product as uncharacterized. The record is from RefSeq and is a predicted model, not a curated record. Lineage: Eukaryota; Evosea; Eumycetozoa; Acytosteliales; Acytosteliaceae. The coding region runs from base 1 to 1941 and encodes 646 amino acids. The transcript is spliced from 5 exons.
AUGGCAAGCAGAUUAACUACACAAAUAAGAAGUGGCCAAUAUACAGAUAGAGAUGGAUAUGAAAAAACAAGAUUGUUAUCAAGUUUAGUUCCUUCUUACACUUCUAAGGAAAUCAGAGAGUUUGGAAUCACAAUAGAUAAUAAUGCAUGGAAUCGUGCAAUUCAACACGUACAUAAGUAUGGUGCAGGUAGACUGAUUAAUGCAGAAGAGAUCAGCAAUUGGAGAUCUAAAUUUACACACAAUGGACAAAUGACAAGAAGACAAAGAACCACGAUGCUAAGGACAGCCGUCGAAGGUUACUUCAAUAUGAAAGAUAUAACUGAAGAAUCAAGUAAAAACAUGAGGUUGUACAGCAAAGAACUCGACGCAGAUGGUAAACGAGCAUUCGAGUUGGUGCCAAUCAAGAACCUUGCUUUAGGAAACAUAAAUACCUGCUUUUCAGAUUACCUCAAGAAGAGUAAAGUUGAUCAAGUCAAGUAUCCACUCAUGGGUAGAAGUGCAUUUUACAGUUUCGUACCAGAGUAUGUCAGAGAAAUGAAGAAUCGAACCGACAUGUGUCCAAUGUGUGUUCAGUAUCAGGCUCUCGAGUCAAAACGAAUUAAGUUUGGGCAACUUUCAGAUCAAGAUCAUAAACUGUUUGAAAUCUUGACUAUUCACAAGAUGUUUGUUCAGCAAAGAAAGAAUGAUUAUUUGACAUGUAAAAAUGAGUUAAAGGCAGGAGAGUGUAUUAUUCUCUGUGAUUUUAAAGAGAAUAUAUCAUUAGGUAAAUCCAAAGUGCAAGUAAGCCAUGAAUUUUACCAACAACCUGCUCGUACCUUCUUUGGAAUGGUCCUCUUCUAUAAGCAAGGUGACAAGCUGAAGAUUCACUACUAUGACUGUCUUUCACAAGUACUUAAUCACUGUUCGACAUUUGCAAUUUCAUGUCUCGACAAAUUAAUCAAUGAUCCAUUAUUCACCAGUCUAAAUAUCAACAAAAUUACAUUUUGGUGUGAUAAUGCUAGACACUUCAAGUCAAAUGAAAUACUUUCAUAUAUGCAUACAUUGUCAAAGUUGCAAGUAGCUGAUCCAAACACUCCAAACAAAACCAAAAGAAAGUAUCUCGUCGAAUUGAAUACUUUUGCACCCUAUCACGGAAAGAGUGAAUGCGAUCAACAUUUUUCAAUGGUUUCUAGAGCGAUAGCAGACAAGUCGAGUUUCAAAGAUUCAAUCUAUACAGAUCAAGAUGUUAUCAAUGCAAUCAAGAGUACCACUGACAACAACAACUAUCAAAGAACAUACAAAUUGACCUCUGAAUCAGAGAAGGAAGCUGUUACCAUCAAAGUAACAGUCGAAAUUCAUAACCCAAAGGAAUUGAAACAGAAAGAAAUAAAGAUCUUUCCUGGUUUUACAGAGUAUCAUCGUUUCCAGUUUUUAGAUAAUAGAUCAAUGCGUGCCAAUAAACAUUACAUUAAAUUCAUGGGUGGAAAUGAAGUUGACAAAAUGACUAUCUACAAAUAUUCUGCUAUGAAAAGUCAAGUUGGUAAAGAGACUACAAUUUCCAAAGGCUACGAAUCGACCACCAAGGAGGAGGCACAGUCUUGGAAACCAGCUCGAGAUAAGGCACAUACCACCUAUCUAAACACCAUGAUAGAAAUGAAUGAGAUUGCCAAGAAUGUAGACGAAUCAAAUAAGGAAAAGGCAAAAGAGAUGAGCGAUAUUAUAAAUACUUAUGCCAAUGUAACAUCUAAAUUAGCUCCACAACCCACACCUUCAAGAACACAACAAAUUGUUUCGUCACCUCAGUCACCAUCUCAACCAACACUUUCAAAUUCACAAGCUGCUUCUACUUCAUCUCAAUCUUCACCAAAACCAGCUACCACAACUACACCAGACCAAACACUCUCUGGUACAAACAAAAGAAGAAGAGGCUACAGAGGAACAAAGAAAUCAAAAACAGACUAA